Messenger RNA from Lotus japonicus, 678 nucleotides. RefSeq lists its product as uncharacterized. Lineage: Eukaryota; Viridiplantae; Streptophyta; Magnoliopsida; Fabales; Fabaceae. The coding region runs from base 1 to 678 and encodes 225 amino acids. The record is from RefSeq and is a predicted model, not a curated record. The transcript is spliced from 5 exons.
AUGCAAUCCAUUAACAGAAAAUGGAGAGAGCAUAGGAUUAAGCUUUGGGAUGAAUUUAAUGAUCCGGCUUUGAGCAAAACUGAAAUUAUCAACAACGUUCCAGAAGGUGUUUGUUUGGACCAUUGGGCAUUAUUUGUUGAAUAUCGCUUCAAACCUGAGACACAGCAAUUGGAGACCGGUAAAAGUGUUGGUCGGGGCCCAAUGUGGAAUUUGAUUCACAAGAGAAAAGAUGGGAGAUAUGUGAAUGACAAAGCAAAGGAGAUAGGGGAAAAAAUUGAUAAUGAUUUGAGCCAAAAUGUAGAAGCUUAUGCUGAGAUUUCUCCCAAUGAUCCUGUUGGUAAGUAUCAUGGACCAGAGCAUUCCGGUCGUGUUCGAGGACUAGGCUUAGGAGCGGUUCCUACUGUUGCAUUUAAGCAUACAACCACACGACUUAGUGGUAUGAACUUCGGUUCCUCUGGUGCUAGUUCUUCAUCCACAUAUUUAGAGAAAAAAGUGGAAAAUCUUCAGUCUCAAAUGCAAGCACUAAUGGCUUUUGUUUGUUCAAAUCAAGGAGGAAAUGUCCCCCAAGAGUUAUCUGCCUUCUUUACAAAUUCAACACAACAGCAGGCACCAGAUGGAGAUGGAGGUAGCGGGAUGCCAAAUGGAAGCAACCCAAAUUCCAAUUUAGAGGAUGCUUAG